Messenger RNA from Aspergillus niger, 2493 nucleotides. RefSeq lists its product as uncharacterized. NCBI's taxonomy places the organism in Eukaryota, Fungi, Ascomycota, Eurotiomycetes, Eurotiales, Aspergillaceae. Gene Ontology annotation, biological process: phosphatidylinositol metabolic process. Bases 1 to 2493 code for a protein of 830 amino acids. The transcript has 4 exons. The record is from RefSeq and is a predicted model, not a curated record. Gene Ontology annotation, molecular function: phosphatidylinositol kinase activity.
AUGCCCUCCUUUUCUAACGACGUCGCAUAUCAAUCGUCCACUGCAACUGCCACUCACCCGCGUCCAUUCGACUCGCCGCAGGGCAAAACGUCGGAGAAAACAUCCGUGGGGAAUACUUUCCUAUGGACAAAUUGGCCCAAUGGCGACACGAACCAUCUGGAUGCCCCUCCAAAUGACCGCCAACUCACCAACGGCAGUGCUUACUCCCUGAAUGGUCCGCGCUCGAGCGCCAGCUCAUAUACGAGGGAAUUGCCGCACUCGAAAGACGGCAGCAUGCACUCCUUGGGAAAUGGUUCGGCUCGGGAUCCCAGAGAAGGCGGGAGGCCCUCGACAACAUUGGAUCGCGAUGUCUCUAGGAAGUCAGUUGAAAGAAGCGCUCGUGCAGCCUCUCCGACGGCAUCGGUCACUAGCCAGCAGAUCAAUGGAACGUUGACCCCCCGGUCGCUCAACGGCAAGCCGACGGUUAAUGGAGACUACCCUCGACCGUCCGCUGAUGAAUUGGUUGCUCCCGAUGUAGUGGCUAAUGCUUCGGGCACGCGAUUGUCCACCUCUCAGCCUGAUGACGCUGGUCGUCUCUCGCCGGAUCCCGAUCGAUUGUCGCCCUCCUCGCCCUCUCAGAAGAGUCCUCACCGGUACUCCUCUCCUCCUGUACCAUCUGGCCUGGAUGGUAAUGCGCAAGAUCCGAACAACACCGGCCUUCGACAUCGACAUACUUUGCAAGUCCCACGAAACAGCAGCGGGCGCCGAAGUAGUCGGGACCAAACCGAGGAUGCUGCCUACAGCAGCGGUCGCUUGUCUCCCACGGCCGGUAUUCGUCGUACUUCUUUCAGCUUGGCGCGGCGCGCUACCCGCACCAACCAGUCCGAUAUGCUGUCCGACGAUGCCCCUCCAGACGAAGAUGCGGCUCGGUGGGCAGAAGCCAUUAAACAGAGGCGGGCUUCCAAGAGAAGACGUCGGGAUGAUGACGACGAUGACCACGUUAUCGUUGGCACAAGGGUCGACCAGAAUCAUGUGAAUUAUGUUACUGCCUACAACAUGCUCACCGGAAUUCGGUUCACGGUGUCGAGAAUCAAUGCGAAGAUGGAUCGGGAGCUGACUCCGGCGGACUUUGAGGCCAAGCACAAGUUUUCUUUUGACAUAACCGGAAACGAACUGACCCCUUCCGCCAAAUACGAUUUCAAAUUCAAGGACUAUGCGCCCUGGGUUUUCCGUCACCUUCGGGCAAAGUUCCGACUUGAUCCUGCGGACUACCUGAUGUCCUUAACCAGUAAAUACAUCCUUUCCGAACUUGGCUCGCCGGGAAAGAGUGGAAGUUUCUUCUACUUUUCUAGAGACUACAAGUACAUUAUCAAAACAAUUCACCAUUCCGAACAUAAGCUAUUGCGGAAGAUCCUUCCGGAAUACUACAGACAUGUCGAGCAAAACCCGAAUACUUUGAUCUCGCAAUUCUACGGUCUCCAUCGCGUCAAGAUGGCCUAUGGUCGCAAGAUCCACUUUGUUGUCAUGAACAACCUGUUCCCUCCUCACCGCGAUAUCCACCAGACAUUCGACUUGAAGGGUUCCAUGAUCGGACGUGAUUUGCGCGAGGAAGAUUUGGAGAAGAACCCAAGAGCGACAUUGAAGGAUUUGAACUGGGUCCGGAGGAAUCGCGAGAUACAGUGUGGUCCGUCAAAGCGGGACUUCUUUCUAGCUCAGCUAAAACGGGAUGUUGAAUUGCUGAAGAAGUUAAAGAUCAUGGACUACUCUCUCUUAGUGGGUAUCCACGAUGUGGGACGAGGGAAUGAGGAGAAGCUGCGGGACAAGACACUACAGGUUUUCCAACCCGGGGCGGCCGCUAAGAUGCCCGAGGAGAUCCUUGAUGAAAGGAAAUUCCAUGUCUUCUAUGCGGAUGAUGGUGGAUUCCGCGCCACGCAUGAAAACGGUCAGCCUGGCGAGGAGAUCUACUAUCUCGGAAUCAUUGACUGCUUGACUCACUAUGGAAUGGUGAAGAAGAUCGAACACUUCUUCAAAGGUCUUUCACAUGACCGGACGCAAAUCUCGCCUAUACCACCGGAGGGCUACGGUGAUCGAUUCAUCAACUUCAUCAAGGGCAUCACAAUGUCCAAGGAGGAGGCCGAACGACAUCGGGAAGCCCGAGCAGAGGGUAGGCCCUCAGUGGAGCGUUCCGAGUCUGUUGAACGGACUAUGCAAGCAGCUGAGAAGGAGGCUGCCAAGGAUGUCUCGCACGCCCAGCCUCGGACGCUGUCGACUGUUCGAGACCCGUCAGACCCUAGCGGCGUCGUUGCGCCUUCAUUUUUGCCGAUCGUUGACGAGGCUGGGGAGGCCAGCAGCGUUGGAGGGCAAAGCCAGCAUAGUCGCCACGGGCCAUCUUCUGCGGUGGAAAAGGAACUCCCUCCGGUUCCUCAACAAAAUGGGAUGCCCUUCGCUGGAAAAGGCAAGGCAGCGUCUCGAAAUGAGCAAUCUGGCAUGGUAUCUGUCUCAGGCAGACAAUAA